ACAAGCAUAUUUAAAUAACUGCACAUUCUUAAAAGUAAGGAAGCACUACCUGAAGGACCUUGCAAAACAUUUUGCUUCAAAUGAAAACAAUGACGACUUUGAGAUUGGGAGUUAUUAUUUUCCUUUGUAAGAUGUUUUUGUGUGGAUUUGCGGAGGAGUCUCCAUGCACACCUGGCUUUGAGUCGGAGUUGCUGGUUUUUAAAGUGCGCAGAGACCACAUUUACAAAGGAAAAACACUAGGAAGAGUAAAUUUCAAUGCAUGCGAUGGAAGGACAAGAGUACUCUUUCAGUCUCUUGACAAGCGGUUUGAUGUGAACACGGACGGGAGCGUUACACUGAAGAAACCACUCACUCUUCAUGAGGCUUACGAGGUGUUUUCAGUGCAUGCUUUGGACGCCAGUGGCAAGAAGCACACUGUAUCUAUCAGAGUUGAAUUUGUCCAAAAUGCCAACGGGAUGAACGCCUCCCAUCCACAGAGAGACUUUCCACUUGAUCAUCCACCUUUGGCAUUUGCAAGGUCUUCAGCAGGUCUAAAAAGAGCAAAAAGAGGUUGGAUUGUUCCUCCAGUCCGUGUACCUGAGAACAGCAAAGGUCCUCACCCGAUGUUCCUGGUCCAGAUGAAGUCAGACUAUGCCAAGGAAACUCAAAUGAUAUACAGCAUCACGGGCGAAGGGGCAGAUCUGGACCCGAAGGGGAUUUUCACUGUUGAGAGAUUCUCAGGGAAUGUCUUUGUAACUCAGCCACUCGACAGAGAAAAAAAAGCUUUGUACAGACUUUUCGUUCAUGCAGUAUCAAGUGCUGCGAGUAAUAUAGCAAACACUUCAGUCGAAAUUCCCAUCAUUGUGAUCGACCAAAAUGAUAAUAAGCCUGUGUUUACUGAAAAUCCUUUUAACGGACAUGUUCAAGUAGCUGCAAUAAAACAUUUUGAGUUCAUGACAGUCACAGCCACUGAUGCAGAUGACCCAGACACAGAUAAUGGUAUAAUCAGAUAUUCAAUUCUCAGCCAAGAGCCGGAACUUCCAAAACCAAACAUGUUUGACAUCAACUCUUCAACUGGAACCAUUCGUGUGCUACAGACAGACCUGGACAGAGAGCAAUGGCCCACAUAUACUUUAAUAAUUAAAGCUGCUGACAUGGAAGGAAAUGGUUUGUCGACCACUGGCACAGCUGUUAUUACUAUUACUGACAGCAAUGAUAACCCACCUCAGUUUGAGCAAACUUUGCUCUCCGUAUCUGUUCCAGAAAAUGAAGUAGGGCAUAUAGUGGCUAAUCUAACAGUUACCGAUGAAGAUGAAGUUGGGUCCCCAGCCUGGUCAACAAAGUAUCAGAUUAUUAGUGGUGAUGAGGAUGGGUUUUUCAAUGUCAGUACUGGACCCAGCCAGCUGGAGGGUAUCAUCACCACUGCAAAGCCCCUGGACUUUGAGAAGACCAAGCAGUACGUUCUGUCUGUAAUUGUUGAGAACGAUGAUCCGUUUAUAGGUUCUUUUCCCACCUCGACUGCCACGGUCACAGUGAAUGUAGAAGAUGUAAAUGAACCUCCAAAGGACACUGUAUCUGUCAAUGAGAAGGAAAAGGGGACUGAUUAAAAAAUAUGCUGGAUCACUUUCCUAGUCCAGUGGACUUGUGGACCACUAGCCACCUUAUAUUUUGUAUGUCUUUCUUUUUUUGAGAAGUGAAAAGGCUAAUCUGACAAUGUUUUAAUGCUUCCUUAAAACAUCAUAAUACAUUUCAUUUCCACUUUC
Puntigrus tetrazona (Sumatra barb) is the source of this 1742-nucleotide messenger RNA. RefSeq names its product cadherin-4-like. Gene Ontology annotation, molecular function: cadherin binding; calcium ion binding. Bases 81 to 1586 code for a protein of 501 amino acids. Gene Ontology annotation, biological process: cell-cell junction assembly; cell morphogenesis; calcium-dependent cell-cell adhesion. Gene Ontology annotation, cellular component: cytoplasm; plasma membrane; catenin complex. The transcript is spliced from 11 exons. Lineage: Eukaryota; Metazoa; Chordata; Actinopteri; Cypriniformes; Cyprinidae. The record is from RefSeq and is a predicted model, not a curated record.